Messenger RNA from Hippopotamus amphibius kiboko, 828 nucleotides. RefSeq names its product C-type lectin domain family 1 member B (gene CLEC1B). Bases 76 to 756 code for a protein of 226 amino acids. NCBI's taxonomy places the organism in Eukaryota, Metazoa, Chordata, Mammalia, Artiodactyla, Hippopotamidae. The record is from RefSeq and is a predicted model, not a curated record. The transcript is spliced from 6 exons.
CUGAAAUCAUAAGAGUGGACACUACAUUUUGCAAAGUCAUUGAAUGCUAAGCUCACUUUCAUUCCAAGGGAAGCCAUGCAGGAUGAAGAUGGAUAUGUCACCUUAAAUAUUAAAACUCAAAAGAAAGCUCUCACUUCAGUUGACCCUGCUUCCUCCUCUGUGUGGCGCGUGAUGGCUUUGAUUCUGCUGGUCUUGUGCAUGGGGAUGGUUGUUGGGCUGGUGGCUCUGGGGACAAUGUCUGUCACGCAGCAAAACUACCUACAAGCUGAGAAUGAAAAUCUCUCAGGAACUCUGAAACAAUUAGCAAAGAAGUUCUGCCAAGAUUUACUACGGCAAUCAGGACAAAAGAAAAGCCACAAAUGCAGCCCAUGUGGCAUAAACUGGAGAUAUUAUGGAGACAGUUGCUAUGGAUUCUUCAGGCAAAACUUGACAUGGAAAGAGAGUAAGAAGUACUGUGCUGACAUAAAUUCUACUCUUCUGAAGAUCACCAGCAAGGACGUUCUGCAAUACAUCGAUAGCAGGACUGGAUUAAUUCGUUGGGUUGGAUUAUCCCGCCAGAAAUCCAGUGAUGUCUGGAAGUGGGAAGAUGGCUCAAUUCCCUCCAAAAAUUUGUUUAAGCUUUCUGGAACUGGAACAGAAUAUAUGAAUUGUGCUUAUUUUCAUAAUGGGAAAAUUUACCCUACUUUCUGUGAGGACCAACAUUAUUUAAUAUGUGAAAGGAAGGCAGGCGUGGCAAAUGUGAACCAACUACUUUAAUGCAAAGACAUGGGCAGGAUGUCAGAGACAAGUGCUUGAUGAUACAAUAAAAGAUCCAGAUGAAGGAAUCAG